AGAUCCAAGAUCCAGCAACACAGCAACAACCACAUCAUUUUCGUCAUUCCGAGUGGACUUUUGUUGCCCCUGUUGUUGUUACCCUUGUUGUUGUCUUCUUUCUUGCUACUGUACGAACCAUGUCUCUGUUGGAUCCAACCUUUUUUCCUCGCUACGACGAUCUAGCUAAAGAGCUGCGUUUGUUAGACGGAGUCGAGACAUUAUUAAAAGACGCCCAAACGGAAUUGGAAAAGGAACGCGCCGCAUUGGCGCAAUCGGAAUCGGAAUUGGCUUCGUUGAAUCAAUUUGCCGAGGAACAACGAGAGCGGAUUCAGUUGGUGCGCACGCAUUGUUUCUAUGGUAGUACGGCCUUGCAACCGCAAUUGUGGCUCCGCGGUGGCACCCGUGGAAAAAUUCGACGCGCUCAAGCCAAAUUGGAAACGUGUGAACAAGAACGACGACCACUCAUUGCACUGAUUCAACAAUUGCAUGAUGAGAUUCUUCCACCACUGCUGUCUCGUGUGGAACGAUUGCAAGCGGAGCAAAGUGACAAGCAGUUUUUGGAGGACUGUCAGUCGCAGAUGCGAGAUUUGGCCGUCGAAUUACAUCCCUCGCGGACCUACCAACAAUUGACACAGAAAAUUGAAUCGCAAGAACAAAAAGUACAAGAGACGCAACACGCCGUAGAGGCAGUCCACAGGUUGGUGGAACAGUGUGCCAAAGCAAAGUUAUUCUAUCACAGAGCCGAAAAUAGACUCCAAGAAGCAAAAAAACUCAAUCGAUCGGGGACGUUGGGGGAUUGUGAUUCCACACCAACGAUGGAAGACUCAUCACCCACCAAUGAUCAUGGACGACAAUCGAGGACGUUAGAGGAGGAUACGGAGGAUACAAAUAUCGAGACUGAAUAUGCGACAACAACAACGACAACCCCCGAAGAAUUGCCACCCAAUCGACGACGUCGAAGCAGUCGACAAUCUUCGCAAACAGAGCGUCAUGACAAUACCACUAGAAAUCGACAAGAGGAUCAUGCUCGUGUCGAAGCUCGCCGCGAACGACUCAAACAACAAGCCCGGGAUGAAUUCCAAAACGGUGUCGAUACGUUGAAACGAAGUCUGGCCAAUGCCAAUUGUUUGCCACCACCCGUCAAGGCACAGUAUCCAGCCCUCUGUCAUCCUCUGGAACGGGCGGCGCGACAAGACUUUCGCACCGUCAAGAAUCAUGUCGGGCUGGAACAAACCGGAACAGAAAUUUUGGAACAUGGGCAAGCGUUGCAUUCUCAAUUGCACGCAGAUCAGGAAGCGGCGGGAGUGGCCUUGCGACUGGCGCAAGCUGCCAAGGAAGAUGAAAAGGAUCGGAUUGUACAGGAAUUGAGAUUAUUGGUAUCAUCACAGCAAUCAGUAGUCAGUCCUCCUCGCGCCGUCACUGUGAUUGCCUCGGGAACUGCUGGUGAAGUGGGCGUUCCUGUCGUGGUGGCACGUCCCGUGGCAGACACGAGAACAAUCGCUGCCUCGGACACGGAGGUUUCUGCAACUGACGAUACCGUGACGAUCGAAACAGAGUACGUGCGGGAUUCACCCAAGACGGCUGCAGCGACAGUGCCUCACCCAGAGCCAUCGGCACCCGUUGAAAAAUAGAAAUACUGUGACUACAGUACAGUCAGUACAGUACACUGCUGGCUUGUAACGUUUACAACGAAAAAGCACAAGCGUAAGGAUUAGAAAGAAUUUAGAAACCUAAAUUGGUUUGGUUCUAGCUAGUUACGAAUUGUGAGAAACAAAAGUGGGU
Messenger RNA from Seminavis robusta, 1764 nucleotides. The record is from the annotation of a GenBank genome assembly. NCBI's taxonomy places the organism in Eukaryota, Bacillariophyta, Bacillariophyceae, Naviculales, Naviculaceae.